Vitis riparia (riverbank grape) is the source of this 3370-nucleotide messenger RNA. RefSeq names its product pentatricopeptide repeat-containing protein At1g63330-like. Gene Ontology annotation, molecular function: protein binding. The record is from RefSeq and is a predicted model, not a curated record. The coding region runs from base 148 to 2031 and encodes 627 amino acids. NCBI's taxonomy places the organism in Eukaryota, Viridiplantae, Streptophyta, Magnoliopsida, Vitales, Vitaceae. The transcript is spliced from 2 exons.
AACUUGUCUGGUUGAGAAACUGAAGGAAAAUAAAUGUUAGAUAUGGGCUUGUUAUUUUUCCUGCAACUGAGGCUUGUUAUCGGAUGCAUCCCGAAGCAACUACGGUUUUAGAUUGAGUCACCCACUCCGACUCUCUCGAGGAUAGGGAUGGCUGUCAGAACUUCACCUUGUUCUUCUUCCGCGUCUGCCAUUUCUUCAUCAAGAACUACUCCAAGAUGUAAGCUUUCGUCUCUCUUCGAACACCCACAUAGACCCAUCUCACCUGGUCCCAUAUCUUUAACAAAAGACACUGUCUCCAAUGCCCCAGAUCGAGGGCAACUUGAAAAUUUCUUGAAAUCAAACUGUAAAUCUGGUCACAUCAAGCGUAGUGAAGCAUUUAGUGUUUUUAAUCACUUGAUUGACAUGCAACCCACUCCACCCAUUUCAUCAUUCAAUACGUUGUUAGGUGCAGUUGCCAAGAUUAAGCGUUACUUUGAUGUGAUUUCGCUUUAUAAGAGAAUGAGUUUAAUUGGAUUGGCUCCAGAUUUUAUUACACUGAACAUUUUGAUUAACUGUUAUUGCAAUUUGAAUAAGGUUGAUUUUGGUUUAGCAGUUUUGGGGGAAAUGUUGAGAAGGGGUCAUAGUCCUAAUACUGUCACUUUUACAUCUUUGGUUAAGGGGCUGUGUCUGGGGAGCAGGAUUAGUGAGGCGACAGGGUUGUUAAGGAAAAUGGUUCGGAUGGGUUAUCGGCCUAAUGUGGUUACAUAUGGGACUUUGCUUAAUGGGUUAUGUAUGACAGGCAAUACAAUGCUUGCAGUUAAGUUGCACGAAGAAAUGCUGAAUGGUAAUGGUGGUUUUGGUGUUACUAUUAAACCUAAUUUAGUUUGUUAUUGUACCAUCAUUGAUAGUCUAUGUAAAGAUGGACUGAUUGAUAAGGGUAAAGAGCUUUUCUUGGAAAUGAAGGGGAGAGGAAUUUCCCCGGAUGUUGUUGCAUAUAGCUCUAUUAUUCAUGGCAUGUGUCAUACCGGUAGAUGGGAAGGGGCUAAAGGUCUGUUUAAUGAAAUGGUGGAUGAAGGUGUACAUCCUAAUGUGGUAACAUUCAAUGUGCUGAUAGAUGCACUUUGUAAGGCAGGGAAAAUGGAAGAGGCCAAUCAUUUGUUAAAACUGAUGAUUCAGAGAGGUGAAAGUCCAGAUACUUUUACCUACAAUACAUUGAUUGAUGGGUUCUGUUUGGAAGGUAGGAUUGAUGAUGCAAGGGACCUGUUUGUUUCUAUGGAAAGUAAGGGGAUUGAAACCGAUGCUGUUAGCUACAAUGUGUUGAUCAAUGGCUAUUGCAAGAGUGGGAGGAUGGUGGAAGCUAAGAAGCUCUAUAGGGAAAUGAUAUGUAAGGAAAUUAUGCCAACAGUUAUUACCUAUAACACCUUAUUAACCGGCCUUUUUCGGGAAGGAAAAGUCAGAGAUGCGUGGAAUCUGUUUGGUGAGAUGAAAGUUCAUGACCUUACACCAGAAUCAUGUACAUAUAACAUAUUAUUAGAUGGGCUUUGCAAGAAUGAUCACCUUUCAGACGCAAUGGAACUAUUUCAUUAUUUAGAAAAUCAUGACUUUCAACCAAGUAUUCAAAUUUUCAACUGCCUCAUUGAUGGGUUAUGUAAAGCUAGUAAGAUUGAAAUUGCUAGAGAGCUAUUUAACAGAUUGUCUCAUGAAGGCCUGGAGCCAAAUGUUAUAACUUAUACAGUCAUGAUCCAUGGGCUGUGUAAAAGUGGGCAAUUAGAAAAUGCAAAAGAUUUGUUUUUGGGAAUGGAAGAGAAGGGUUGUGCUCCAAAUCUGGUGACUUUUAAUACACUUAUGCGUGGUUUCUGCCAAAAUGAUGAGAUGCAAAAAGUGGUCGACCUUCUCCAAGAAAUGGCAGAGAAAGAUUUUUCACCCGAUGCAUCCACAAUCUCCAUAGUAGUAGACUUGCUCUCCAAGGAUGAGAAAUAUCGCGAAUAUCUGCACUUGCUUCCAACAUUUCCUGCCCAAGGUCAAACUGGAAGAGGAUAUGAGAAAUCUUAAGUCAGUAACAUGAAAUUCACUUCAGCAAACAACUCUAGUUUGGACAAACUCCCUGUAGAGUUCAACUUUCCAACCUGAAGUAACAAAGUUGCAUGCAUAGUGCUGCAGUUCCUACUGUGAUUAUAUCCAAACCUCCAACUUGAAUGGUGGGAUUGUUCUAAUGAAGUGCUUGUGAGGAUGGUUCCUUCGGACAUCCGGUUGACAUGUCAUGACUUAUGAGGAACAGAAAUUUCAUUGACUAUGGCUGCAACAGCAUAAUUAUUUACAUCAGUUGAGAUUUGUGUUCAAACACAAGUGUGGAACACAGCUUAAAUGGGCUAUUGAAUGCAUGCUUCCUCUUGGUCACGUAAACUACAACUGAAAGUAGAUGGCAAUGCUAGUUUGUUGGAGAUAGGGAACAGAAACCCUCAGGCAUCUUACAGCAUGAGUUAAUAUAUUCACAGUUUUUCUCAAUUCUUUCCUGAAUCACUUCAGAAUUAUCAAGCAUUAUUGAAGUGCCUGUAGGUCAGUGGCUGACCACUGUAUCUUCCAUUACUUGGUUACCAAGUGGACAAACCAUAAGGUUGGGGAUGCGACCGACUUGAUAUUCUCAUUGCAGGUAGCCAUUGCAAUUGAGUUAUAGAAGGUGGGAAAUUAUGCUGUGAUCAUUCAACAUAAUAUACUAGCAUGUUCUUUUGAAUGAAAGUUAAGAAACCAGGUCAAAUGUUUCGGUCACAAAUUUUAGAAGGUGUGCAAGGAAGUCGUGCUUUUGUUGCCAUGGCUCCCCGAGUGGUUUGUUUGGUGGAGCUGGCAGUGUAAUAAACUGAAUUGAUGCAUUUGUUGAUUGAGAGACCACAAUGAAUCGAGAUAGCCUUACCAAGAUGAUCAAGAGAUUGAUAGGUGGAAGAAUUCCCAAGGGAGAGUAGGACAAAGUACCAAGGAUACUCAAGUGAGCUGUUCAGCUUUGAAAAAAUUGGCCUCUGCACAUAGGAUACAGGAUUUUGAGGAGGAAGCUUCAUCGCUCAAGACCAACAAGUUCAAGUUAAGAAAACUGCAUGAGAGCUGUGGAUAUAGGAGAGAGAAUUCUGAAUUUUUUUGGAAGGCGCAUUCAAUCUGACUGUCAUUGGGAAUUUGACUUAGUUAGUAGGGAGCAACCUGUUGGCCCCAAUUGCUCUAGGUGAUCCAGGUUGAUGCCACUUUAGUGAAUUAAUGUUAUAUGCAUAUGGGUAUUUAGAUUUGUCAAUUUUUUCUUUAUUUAGUCCUGUAUUUUUUUCAAGUUAUUGUGUUAUGCUAGUGAUCCUAUGUACUGUUACAAUGACACAUAACAGUGAUGGUUAUGUAACUCUCUCUUUUAUGUUAA